CUGUUAGACACACAACUGAGUGACUACAGCAGAGUCUCUUGAUAUCUUCACUGACAUUACUCUGCACACAAUACUGACUCAGAAUGAUGAAGUUCAGUGCAUCUGCCUUCAUGCUUCUGAUCUGCACAGCUGCACUGCUGUCUACAACGGAGGGAGCUAAACCAAUCCAGCUACGCUGUGAGUGUAUUAAAACACAUUCAGACCCAAUCCCAUUCAAACUAAUACAGUCACUGAGGGUGAAUGAUGCUGGACCACAUUGCAAAAAUGAGGAGAUCAUUGCCACAAUGAAGAAAGGAGUGACAUGUCUCAAUCCUGCAAAAGACUGGGUGAUUUCUCUCAAAGAAAAAUUCAACAAGAAGAAUGUCACGAGACAGCAGUGAAUGAAUAUCACCGUUCAUGAGCAACUGAAGAAACUGGUUCAACUAUAAUGUAAUAUAGGAUUUUAAAAAAAUUUAUUUUGUCAUCUCUUGGUGAAAAAUUAAGUAUUGAAUGUGAAAAUUUCACUACUGCCUGUUUUAUUAAAGAUUAACUUCGCUGACCUUUAUUAUAUUUUAUUAAAAUAUAUUUAUUUGUCGUUGUGUCACUGAAUUGUAGUUUUAGAUGUUCAAAUAGUUUUGCAUUGGUAUUGAAUGAAGACUUGUAA
This is a messenger RNA of Carassius carassius (crucian carp), 643 nucleotides long. Its product is annotated as interleukin-8-like. The coding region runs from base 84 to 380 and encodes 98 amino acids. Lineage: Eukaryota; Metazoa; Chordata; Actinopteri; Cypriniformes; Cyprinidae. The transcript has 4 exons. Gene Ontology annotation, molecular function: chemokine activity; CXCR chemokine receptor binding. Gene Ontology annotation, biological process: inflammatory response; antimicrobial humoral immune response mediated by antimicrobial peptide; chemokine-mediated signaling pathway. Gene Ontology annotation, cellular component: extracellular region. The record is from RefSeq and is a predicted model, not a curated record.